ACAUUUUCAGGUCUAGUAUUUUAGGCGGUCACGUUAGAAGGCUGGCCAGGGCCGGCAGCCGAGUCUUGAACACAUCAUCAACUCAGACGUGCUCUGCUUGUCGCGAGCAGCUCCUGAAGAAUGAUGAGCCUUCGGGCUGCAUCCCGCAAGCAGGAGCUUCCGUCGCUCCUGCUGGCCCAGGCGCGCACAUAUGUGACCGCCCUGAAGGUGGAGUUCAGCGAGGGCGUGGCUGCUCCUAAGAACAAGGAGAGUACUGCCCUCCUGGACGAGUGGAAGUCAAAGAAGGAGGCCACGGAGGGCCUGCUGAAGCUGCUGCAGUCCUACAAGGACCUGGGCGACAGCAAGGGCGAGCCUCUGCUGAAGUUCCACAACCCGCGCUCGUUCGAGGACCUGACCGCGCCGGUGCCGAACUUCCGGGCUCAGAACCUGAAGCCCGGCGAGGUCGGCAAGUUCUUUGACACUGUGCUGGCCAAGCGUGCUGGAGAGGCGCAGGAGUCGAAGGGCAAGUGGUGGGCUGAGCGCAAGUCUGAGGCGGAGGCUGCUGCUGCCAGCAAGGCCGCUGCGCCCGUGCCGACGCUGCCUGUGCCUAGCUGGGCUCUGGGCAAGCCGGUGUCGCUGGACGCGGUCAACAAGGUGACGGACGCCUACCUCAAGUCGCUGGAGCCCGCAAAGAAGCUCAGCGCUGGCGAUCAGGAGCUGGUGAGCAAGGCGGUGGCCGCCAAGGUGGUGGCGACGCGCCGCGCGCAGGUGCACGAGCGCUACGUGAAGAUGUGGGCCAAGAAGGUGCUGGUUAGCCCGGAGGUGGCGGCGGUGCCGCUCAAGGACGUGGACGGCCAGCUGGCCUCCAAGUUCGAGCUUCUGGCGCCCCAGUACGCGGAGCUGCUGCAGGCCGCCUCCUCCGGCUCAAAGACGCUGGCGGAGCGCAUGUCGCACCACCCCGCGCUGGACAGCUUCCUGCUCAAGCGCGAGAAGGAGGCCAUCAAGGGCGACUUCCCCACCAGCGAGGUGGAGGCCGCCGGCGCUGCGCUGGCCGCCGAGCUGGAGGCCGACCCCGCCGCCGCGCUCAAGAAGCUGCUGGGCCCCGAGCUGGAUGGCAACGGCGGCGCGCCGCUGAGCGACGUGGUGGCGGCCGUCACCGCGCACAAGUACUCGGCCGACCGCUACCUGUACAAGGAGGGCAUGAAGCUGGCGGCCCGCUACAAGGCGGAGGAGGACGCGCUCCGGGCCGAGCUCAAGCCGGUGUACGGUGACUCUGUGGAUGUGGCCAAGUUCCAGGCGGCGCCCCGCACCCCGGCGCAGCAGAUCGCCGACCGCCAGAAGGAGCUGGCGGCGCGCUCCGCCGAGUUCCGCGCCGAGCAGGAGGCGGCGGACAACGCCUACCUCAAGUACGCCGUCACCAAGAAGCAGCAGGUGAUCACCGACCCCACCAACAUCGCCUUUGACGAGGUGCUGUACCCGGGCCUGGUGGAGGAGUCCAUGGACAUCGAGCUGGCGGAGCUCAAGGAGGAGGAGCUCAAGGUGGACGAUGCGGAGGAGGAGGAGCUGUGGAUGCUGACGCUGCAGUCGCAGUUCAAGCACAUCCAGAAGCACUUCGGCGUGGACCUGCCGCACAGCGUCAUCGCGCACAUGGACCCCGUGCUCAUCAAGAAGAUCGACUGGGAGACCACCAACGCGCUGGAGGACUUCGACAUCACGCUGGAGGACAUGGGCGCCGAGGUGGCCAAGGAGCAGUGGGGUGUGGAGAACCUGUCGCACCACUUCCUGCCGCUCAUCCGCUACCGCCGCGCCAAGGCCAAGAAGCAGGUGGGCCACUUCGAGCCGGAGCUGGUUGCCGGCCGCGGCGCGUAAGCGCCAGGCGCAUCGGUGCGCGGCUCGGCGCAGGGAAGCUGCUGGUGCGCUGCUGGUGCUUUGCUGAAGGGCGACGCGCGUGGAAGCAGCAGCGCCGGCAGUACACAACAGUGGCAGGGCGCCCAGCGGCAGUCGAGGAGGCGGCAUGUGUAUGUGGGUGUGUGGGGAGCUGGAGGCAGCAGUGUGGCGCUGGUGGCCGGGAAGACUCUACCGCGCAAGGCAGACGGCUGCUAAGCGUGACCUGGUCUAGGUUGGGCCCAGCGAGGCUUAUACGGCAGAGCUAGGUAGGGUGUGUUUGAGCUUGUGAGGCAGCACCUUUUAGGUUAGGAGUUGUGAUGCUGGAACAUGAGCGGGCUUAGACGGACGGCUUACGGGUGUGCGAUGCAGCGCAGCAGCUGGUAGGCGGAGAGGGCACCGAACUGCCGCGGAGGUACUGUCUCGGACUGGAGAGCAUAGCGGGGUAGCUGGCUCUGGGAGAGCAACAGUGUGUAAAGGAAAGGCAAG
Molecule: messenger RNA, 2352 nt
Organism: Chlamydomonas reinhardtii
Lineage: Eukaryota; Viridiplantae; Chlorophyta; Chlorophyceae; Chlamydomonadales; Chlamydomonadaceae
Exons: 15
Coding region: 121-1848 (575 amino acids)
Source: RefSeq, a predicted model, not a curated record